ACGCCGUAUUUUAUGUAAAUAAAAUUAUAAAAAUCGCAAAAAAUAUUUAAAAAAUUAACCUAAAAAAUCCCUCUCAGCCACAAGCAACCCAGUCACUCCAAUUUCUCUCUCUCCUCGAUACAUAACACUUAUAUUUAGUAAUACUAUAUAAUUUUUAAUUUUUAUUUUACAGUAUAUACUACAUUUUUAUUUUUAUUUUACAGUAUAUAAAAUUUGGGUUAAAGAAAAAAAAAGCAAAUUAUCUGUAUUUAUUAACAAACUCACUAGAGAGUAUUAAUUGGGAUAAGGGAGAGUACUUUGGGAAGGAUAGGAUUUUAUAUAUAUUGAUUCUGUAAAUCAAUUAAUGCUCAAACAAACGAAGUUUUGGUAAGUAUCCGUUAAAUAUGUGCUGGCAAAAUAUGAUGACGUGGAGUAAUUUAAGUGGCGGGAAACAAAAAGGGAAACGCUAAGUACAUUUCUUCUCAUUAAACUUGAUGGUCACGAAUUCAAAAUCCAACCUUUAAAUACAACUUCCCUCCUUACCAUUACAGCAACGGCUAUUUCUCUCUCUACAUCCUUCUUCUUCUUCGUUUUCUUACACUAGAGCUCCUUACGAUUACAGCUACAGCUCUUUCUCUCUCUACAUAGUUCUUCGUUUUCUUACACUAGCUCUCUUCAAUGGCAAUAGCGACAGCAAUCACUCAAGUAGUCAUCCGAGAGGUAUGGAGAGAAAAUCUCCUUGAAGAGUUUCAACUGAUCGGGAAAUUGAUUCACGAUCGUUAUCGUUACAUUUCAUUCGAUACUGAGUUUCCAGGCUGUGUAUUUCGACCUCCAACAAUCCCCAAUCGCCAUUACAAAAUUCACCCCAUUGAUCAGUACCGACUGAUCAAACAGAAUGUGGAUAUUCUCAAUCUCAUCCAAUUGGGUCUCACCCUUACCGAUUCCGACGGUAACUUUCCUGACCUCGGCGGCCAAACAUCGGUGGUUUGGCAAUUUAACUUCUGUGAUUUCGACAUAAACCGCCAUAGGUGCGCACUAGAUUCUAUAGAUUUGUUAAAGAAACAGGGGAUAGAUUUCGAGAGAAAUCUCACCCACGGAAUCAACUCUGCCCACUUUGCUAAUCUGAUGUACCACUAUAGGCUCGUGUUCAACAGAGAUAUUACAUGGAUUACCUUCCACAGUGCCUAUGAUUUUGGGUAUUUGGUAAAGAUUCUUACUGGUUGUUUCCUUCCUCACUUUUUGCCUGAUUUUCUAUAUCUCGUGAGCCACUUCUUUGGUCAAAAUGUGUAUGACAUGAAGUACAUGAUGGGUUUUUUUCCUGGUCUGUAUGGUGGUUUGGAAAGUCUGGCUAGUACAUUGCAGAUCGUAAGGGAAGUUGGGUUGAGCCAUCAGGCUGGUUCGGAUAGUUUGCUCACAUGGAGGACUUUUCAAAAGAUGAGAUUGACCUGUUUUGACUCUGAUCAAAAGGAGUUGAGGAAGUAUGCUGGUGUUUUGUAUGGCUUAAAAAUUUGAGUGCCUCACUCUAGUUUAUAUGAAUAUGAAUAUAGAUAAGAUAGGAUAUAUACAUAUAUUACUGAUUAAUGUAGUAGUAUCUUUUGUAAAGUAAUAUAGCUAAGACCUCUUCAAGCAAUUUUGAAUUAUGGUUAUAAAUACUAUUUUGUUUGACUUAAUUGAUGAUUUGGACUUAUUAUGAUCAGUUUUUCCUUUUUUUUACUGUUACUAUAUUUUAUGCUUUUGGAUAAUACUUGGUACUUUUAGAUUAAUUAAACAUUUCAGAAGGUAAGAUUGACCUGUUUUGACUCUGAUGAAAAGUAGUUGACAAAGUAUGUUGGUGUUUUCUAUGGCUUUGAAAUUUGCUGUGCUUCACUCUAGUUUAAUGUAAGCAAUUUUGAUUUGUGAUUAUAAAUACUAGUUUUGUUGACUUAAUUGGUAAUUAUGACUUAAAGAUCAGUGCGUUUUUCAAGACAUGCAAAACAAAAAUACUGCUACUAUGCUUUUGGAUCAUAGUUGGUACUUUUGGAUUUAUUAAAUCCUAUUGAAUAAAAAAAAGUCAACGUAAUUUGGAGGGUAAAGUAAUGACAAUAGUGAAUGUUUCAUGCCAAAAAUGCUAUUUUGUGAAUCAAAGGUGUUUGGUUGGAGAGAGAGGAAAGGCCAAAAAUGUUUGAGAGGCUUGACCUAAGGAGGCUUGGCUCAACAAUCUCACUUCUCUUGAGGGUUUGAAGCUGUGUACAAAUUUGAGAUGGUUAUCAGUCACGGAGAACAAAUUGGAGAGCUUGAAAGGAAUUGAACCACUUACUCAGUUCACUUUAUACAGAACUUAGAUUUGGGAUAUAAUCGCUGACCGUGAAAUAUCAGUGAAGAAGAUCAAAAAUACAUUCCCAAACUUGCAUGUGUUCAAUGCGAAACCAAUGAACCAACGCACCAAGAAUGACUUGGAUUCUUCUGUUGCUGCUGACAAAGAUCCAGAAACUCAAACAUGUCAACCGCAAGAACUCUAAAGAUUCUGUCGCGGAUCAGGAUAGUCCAAGUGAUUUUGUUACGAGAGACACCAAAAUCCUGAUCUGGAAAGAAGUUUGGUGAAGAAACUACCAAAAACAUCAAAGACAAAAGGGAGUGACCCGGAUGUUAUUGAUGACAGUGAGGCUUCAUUCAUGGAGCUUCUAUCAAGUGUUGGUGAAGAAGUUCCCGACUACAAAAGGGAAAAGAAGUUUGGUGACAAGUCUGGAGGUGUCAUAGUAACCUUCCCAAGUAAGACGAAGAAAGCCAAAUCCCAAAGUACAGGUUUUGUCUUAAGUCUCUCACCCCAAGUUGAAGUUGGAAUCGGUGGCCCGUGGCGUGGCCCCUCAACAUGGGGUCAUUAGUGGUCAAUCUAUUUCUCGUUACUCAUUUUGUGUACAGUAUUUUAGUAACUACAAUAUUCACUUUUGGUUCUAGUUUUUCUUUUCUUUUUCAUGUAUAUAUUUUGAUUAAUAGUUAUAGUGUUUUUUUUUUCUUAUAAGUAAAAUAGCUGUAGUGUUGAAAACACAAUAAUGGGAUAUGAUGAAAAAUAUUAUGAAAGGGUUGUAAUUUGAGUAUUUUUCUAAUAUUGUGAAAAAUAUUGUAAAUUAUAUACUUAAUUGUGAAAUACAACUCAUAUUCUCUGAUAAUAACUUUACUUUCUCUUUGGU
Molecule: messenger RNA, 3146 nt
Organism: Cannabis sativa
Lineage: Eukaryota; Viridiplantae; Streptophyta; Magnoliopsida; Rosales; Cannabaceae
Product: probable CCR4-associated factor 1 homolog 11
Exons: 4
Coding region: 658-1491 (277 amino acids)
Cellular component (GO): P-body; CCR4-NOT complex; CCR4-NOT core complex
Molecular function (GO): poly(A)-specific ribonuclease activity; nucleic acid binding
Source: RefSeq, a predicted model, not a curated record